Messenger RNA from Nilaparvata lugens (brown planthopper), 581 nucleotides. RefSeq lists its product as uncharacterized. The record is from RefSeq and is a predicted model, not a curated record. The transcript has 2 exons. Bases 20 to 424 code for a protein of 134 amino acids. Lineage: Eukaryota; Metazoa; Arthropoda; Insecta; Hemiptera; Delphacidae.
UGGUAGUGAAACUUGGACCAUGACAAGGCAAGAUGAGGGUCUGCUCAGGAGAUUUGAGAGAAAAAUCCUGAGAAGGAUAUUUGGAGCCAUUAAGGAAGGAGAUGCUUAUCGACAGCGACAUAAUGCUGAGCUGUAUGAUCUGUAUGGGAACAAGGAUAUAGUUAUGGCUAUCAAGCUGGGAAGAUUGCGAUGGGCCGGACAUGUGAUCUGGGCAGAUGACAACUCACCUAUUAAGCAAAUCCUACAGGCAAAGCCAGAAGGGAAACGUCGACCAGGGAGGCCGCGCCUGAGGUGGUUAGAUGUGGUGGAUCGGGAUGCUGGAGCGGCCGGACUGAGAGGAUGGAGACAAUUGGCACGGAAUAGAGAUGAUUGGAGGCUUAGGCUUGGGGAGGCCAGGACCCUUGAAGGGUUGUCGCGCCAGUGAUGAUGAUGAAUUAGUUGGUAUCUUAUUAAUUUGAUUUAUUCAACUCGAUUGUAAUGAUUUAGUGGCAGUUUAGUGGCAGUUAGUUGCUGUUAGUUGCUGUGAGUCUCUUGGAUUUUGGACAGUGUUCAGUGUAGGAGUGAGUUUUUGGUUUCAGACU